Molecule: messenger RNA, 5994 nt
Organism: Gamsiella multidivaricata
Lineage: Eukaryota; Fungi; Mortierellomycota; Mortierellomycetes; Mortierellales; Mortierellaceae
Product: chitin synthase-domain-containing protein
Exons: 3
Coding region: 1-5994 (1997 amino acids)
Cellular component (GO): myosin complex; cell septum; cell periphery
Molecular function (GO): cytoskeletal motor activity; chitin synthase activity; ATP binding
Source: RefSeq, a predicted model, not a curated record
AUGCCUCAACCACAACAACAGGACCUGUCUCAGGUGCCUAACUUGACCGAGGACAAUCUGACGACCAUUCUCACCAACCGGUUUCAACAGGGCCAUAUCUACACUCAGAUCGCAUCCUCAGUCCUCAUCCAGCUCAACCCGUGCACCCCAGGUAAAGUUGACCUGCCUGAGGCCACACUCCAGGAACAGGUCCUGAUAUACAAAGACGGCGCAAGGCUUGUGCCUCCAAAUGCCGCACAGCAUACCGCAGGAGCCAAUGGCAGUAUACCAGCGCCACAUGCCAUUCAGCUCGCAACAAGUGCGUACCUGCACAUGAGGAGAACAGGACAGGACCAAUCGAUCAUCACUAGUGGUCAAAGCGGAAGCGGAAAGACUGAGGGCGCACGCCAGAUCGUCCGCCAGCUGAUCGCGCUGAGCAGCCAGCCCAAGAAGGAGACCAAGAUUCAGAACCAGAUCAUAGCCGCCGGUGCCAUCAUCGAGGCCUUUGGCCAUGCCAAGACCAGCCUAAAUAUCAACGCCUCGCGUGUCGGACGAUUUACAGAGCUACAGUUUAAUGAACGCGGUCGCUUGCUCGGCGCCAAGAUGCUCGACUACUUUCUGGAGAAGAAACGGAUCACUCGCUCGGCAUCGACCCCAGACGAACGCAACUUUCACAUUUUUUAUCAAUUGCUUGCGGGCGCCACUAUCGAGGAAAAGACACAUCUCAGAUUGACAGAUGGCCAGUUCCAGUAUCUAUCGCCAGCCUCCCUUAACAGGAACAGGACAUUUCCUGGCAUGGACGACGCAGUCGAGUUCGGCAACGUCAAAACCGCGCUCAAGGUUCUGGGAUUUCAGAAGAAGCAGGUCGCACAGAUAUUCCAGCUCCUUGCCGCAGUCCUACAUCUUGGCAACCUGACCUUCAUGGAGGAUGCAACCCACACAAACGACGCCUGCGUAGUCCGGAACGUCGACACCCUCAUCUUUGUGGCAGACAUCCUCGGAGUAGACCCUAACGCACUGCAAAACACACUGACGUACAAGACCAAGCUGAUAAAAAAGGAGUUAUGUUCCGUCUUUUUGGAUGCCCAAGGCGCAGAGCAGCAGAGGGAUGAAUUGGCCCAGGCACUCUAUUCCCUACUUUUCUCUUGGGUUGUCGAGUUCUUCAACGUCAAACUCUGUCAUGAGGCCCCAGCCAACUUUAUCGGCGUCGUCGACAUGUUCGGAUUCCAGCAAUACACAGUUAACGGAUUAGACCAAUUUUGUGUCAACUAUGCGAACGAGCGACUGCACCAAUUCUUUCUGAAUCAAGUCUUCGAAACCAGCCAUUCGGAUUUCGAACUCGAGGGUAUCACUUCAAUCCCCCGAAUCCAAUUCUUUGAUAACGCUGCAUGUCUGCAGCUGCUGGGCCAGCAGCCAGAGGAUGGUCUGAUCGGCAUAAUGUCCAACCAGUCACGACACAUCUCACGUAAGACUGAUGCCACGAUGCUGGAGUCCUUCUCGAAGCAAUACUCGAGGCAUGAUUCGCUCAUAGUAACCCGGAGCAUGAACUCUAAGCCCUCCUUUACGAUCCAGCACUUCCUCGCGCCCGUGACCUAUACCGUAGAGGGCUGGCUGGAGCAGAAUGUCGACAAUCUGAGCUCAGACUUUGUGACCCUCUUCCGGGGUGGGCCUGGCGUCUCGCCAAGCAUGAAUCCAUUCCUUCAAGGACUGUUCACAGACAAGGCUUUGACGACCGAGUCCCAUCCCCGAAAUAACAAAACCAUUGUCGCUGCACAGCAAUCGAUCAAACCAAAGCGCGCUCCAUCAAUGCGUCGGCCCAAAAAGCUUGAGGAAGUUUCAUCCGCCAACCGGGAAAAGCCCGACAGCGACAGUGGUAGCCCCACAGCCGGCAAGGUUGUCUCAAUGGCGGCUCAGAUUCAGUCUGCCACACAGGAGCUCUGUGAUUCGCUCGAGGAGACUACGCCCUGGUUCCUGAUCUGUCUCAAGUCCAAUGAGACAGGAAUGCCCAACCAUGUAGAUUCCCUUGUACUCAAAUCUCAAGUCCGGUCCCUUUGUCUGGCCCAAGUUGCUCAGCGUCUGGCGCUUGAGUAUACGAUCAGCUGCACCCAUCAAGAAUUUCUGGAUCGCUACACCGCCCUCUAUCUGAACCUGCUGGAAGACUGUCCUGCUGGUGCUUCGACCAAGAGUCGGAUGGAAAUGGUUUAUGCAGACGAAAAGUGGACUGUUCAGGAUGCGAGUGUGGGCAAAUAUCGAGUUUACUUAUCCGAGAAGGCCUGGAGAGAGCUCGAAUUCCAACUCAAGAGUCUCGAGUCGGACAAGAAGGGACACGACAGCAACAACAAUGCAAAGGGUGGCUCUGCUCUUGCCAGUAGGCCUGGUGGACUGGAGCACCCAGUUUCGGUGGUCAUGAAUGACAUGGGCUUCCAACAAGCGUUUGGUGGUGACAACGGACUCGAGACCCCCAACAGCUUCCGUGGCGAAGCCCUUAACGUGUCUGAAGAUGACCAGUCCAUCAACUCCAACACAGCCAUGGUCGCGCCGCUCCUACUGCAGCAGCAACACUUGCAACAACAUCAGGAGAUUCUUCAACAACAACAACAACAACAACAACAACAGCAACAACAGGGCUAUUUCAUGCAACCACCUCAGGGUGGAUACUACGGCGGACUGCACCCUGCCCACGCAUCCUUUAUGGCAAAUGAAGGACUCGAGAACCGCUCGUUUUAUUCUGGAGACGACAGCCAAUCCGAGUAUGAUCCAUAUAUGCGAGGCAUCAAUGCUGGCGGUCCCGGCGGAGAUUUUAACCGGUUCGAAAAUGAAUCUGUUUAUGGCGGAUCAGAGAUUUACAGACCCAACGCCAGAAUGUUUGGUGAUACUGAGAAGCGAGGCAUGAUGAUGCACAUUGAUGGAUCGUCACCCGACCCAGACCGCGAAGGGACCCUGGGUGAUGGAAAGGAUGGAUCUGGCAGGAAGGAAGGACUGGAGGAUGAGGAUGAGGAAAAUGCCCCGAUGACGACAGCCCGUCGCAACUGGGUGUUCUUGACCUAUGUGCUGACAUGGUGGAUCCCGAGCGUCUUUUUGUCAAAGUGUGGCAGGAUGAUACGGCCGGAUAUCAGGAUGGCCUGGCGCGAGAAGGUCGCACUUUGCAUCCUCAUCUUUUUCCUGUCGCUCAUCAUGAUCUUUUAUAUCGCGGUCCUUGGGGAGCUGAUCUGCCCCCAUCAGUAUGUCUACUCUCCCGGAGAGCUGUCGGGGCAUGAUGCCAAGUCGACUAGCCCCUUGACGAUGAUCCGAGGAGAAAUAUUUGACAUGAACAACUUCAUGGUCCAACACAAUCCCAACAUCGUCACCCAUACACAGCUGCUGCAGUACGCCGGAAUCGAUGCCACUCCCGUUUUCCCAGUCCAGCCCAGCUCGCUCUGCGAUGGUCUUGGUGGCUAUGGAUCCGCAUCCAUUGAUCCCUCUAUUCAGCUACCAGUCCUCGACGCCGUUGAUCCCAAUAGUAACUAUCACGAUUUCCGCUCGUUCAGGAACGACUCAAGACCGGACUGGUACUAUGAAAAUAUGGUAUUUAUGCGUCAAUGGCGAGUCGGCUUCUUGGCCUUCACACCACAAUAUAUUCGGGAACAGGCUGCGGCGGACAACAUCAAGAAGCGAUGGGCAAUAUUGGACGGCAACGUCUACGACAUGACCAGCUAUAUCCAGGCCGGGCGACAGGGUGUAAUAAUGACCAAGGCUGGACAGCAGGCGCCAGCUGGAGUGAAUGCGGCGUUUAUGGAGCCGUCUAUUGUGGAUCUGUUUGCAACGAGCGCAGGCGAGGAUGUGACGGCAAAGUACAGUGCCUUGCCUCUCGACAGCUCGAUGAAGACUGCUAUGCUGAUUUGUCUUCGCAAUUUGUUUUUCGUCGGCCGCGUGGAUGAGCGAACCAGUGUCCGGUGCCAGUUUGCCAACUACAUGCUGCUGUUGCCCUCGAUCCUGAUCGUCUGUACAAUCGGCUUCAAGUUUUUGGCGGCUUUACAAUUGGGAUCCAAGCGCGAGCCCGAGGAGCACGACAAGUUUAUUAUCCUCCAAGUUCCCUGUUACACUGAGGGCGAAGAAUCGCUCCGAAAGACCUUGGACUCUCUGGCGGCUCUGCGAUAUGACGAUAAGCGCAAGCUGUUGUUUGUGAUUGCGGAUGGAAUGAUUGUUGGCUCUGGAAACGAUCGCCCGACACCUCGAAUUGUUCUCGAUAUCCUGGGCGUCGAUCCCAAUGUCGACCCUGAGCCCCUCAGCUUCUUGAGUUUGGGCGAGGGUAACAAGCAGCACAAUAUGGGCAAGGUCUAUUCAGGACUGUACGAGCACAAUGGACAUGUGGUACCAUAUAUUGUUGUGGUCAAGGUGGGCACGCCCACGGAGCGUCAGCGACCCGGCAAUCGAGGCAAGCGAGACUCGCAAAUGAUCUUAAUGCGGUUCCUGAAUAAGGUGCACUUCAAUUCGCCCAUGACGCCUAUGGAGCUGGAAAUAUACCAUCAGAUCAAGAAUGUGAUUGGUGUGAACCCUUCGUUUUACGAGUACACGCUCAUGGUGGAUUCAGACACGGAAGUCUUGCCGGAUUCUUUGAACAGGAUGGUUUCAGUGUUCCUGCACGACACCAAGGUCAUGGGACUCUGCGGCGAGACCCAGAUUGCGAAUGAAAAGGAUUCGUGGGUGACGAUGAUGCAGGUGUAUGAGUACUUUAUCUCGCAUCAUUUGGCCAAGGCAUUCGAGUCUCUCUUUGGAUCCGUAACGUGCUUACCAGGAUGCUUCUGCAUGUACCGUAUCCGAACACCUACAAAGUCCACACCGUUGCUGAUCUCGAACAACAUUAUUGAGGAGUAUUCCGAGAACAGGGUCGACACACUCCACAAGAAGAAUCUGCUGCACCUGGGCGAGGACCGAUACCUGACCACACUCAUGCUAAAACACUUUCCCAACUACAAGAUGACUUUCACGCCCGACGCACAAUGCAGGACCAAUGUACCCGACCAAUGGAAGGUCUUGCUAUCGCAACGUCGUCGCUGGAUCAACUCGACCGUUCACAACCUGAUGGAGCUGGUGUUUUUGCCGCAGCUGUGCGGGUUCUGCUGCUUCUCGAUGCGGUUCAUUGUAAUGAUUGAUCUGUUUGCUACACUGAUCAUGCCGGUGACGGUGGUCUAUAUUGGAUACCUGAUCUACUCGAUUGUGUCCAAUUCGGCGGCGGUGCCCAAGCUGGCGCUGAUCAUGAUAGGAGCAGUAUAUGGACUUCAGGCGGUGAUCUUUAUCUUGCGACGGAAGUGGGAGCACAUUGGGUGGAUGAUUGUCUAUAUUCUCGCGAUCCCGGUCUUUUCGUUCUAUCUGCCAUUGUACUCGUUUUGGCAUUUCGAUGAUUUCUCGUGGGGAAACACGCGUCUGGUGGUCGGAGAGAAAGGUCGGGCCAAGGCCGUGUCUGCAGAUCAGCUGGAGGGCAAGCGGUUCGAUCCAAAGUCGAUCCCCCAAAAGAAAUGGUCCGAUUACGAACAGGAGUUGUGGGAGAUUCAGACCACUGGGUCGUUGGAGUCCAAGGGCUCGAGGUACCCAUAUGGCGCCGCAUAUGGCCAUGGAUCGACAACAGGGUCCAUCUAUGGAAGUACAGGAGGGGGCGAUAUGGCGAUGAGUGGUUUUCCUUCGAUGACCAUGCCGUCAGGUCCCUUCAUGGCAGGGGGUUUCGGUAACAGUCGCCCACAGUCCCCAGCGCUGGGACUCGGAUUGAUGGGAACGCCUGUGAUGGGCAAUGCUGGACUUGUUGGCGCGUCGUCGUCAUCAAUCCCAGGUACACCUACGCGGUCGUACUCGCCAGCACCUCAGUUCGCAUACCAGCAACAGCUACAGCCACAGCAGUACCAGCAGUUGCAGCAUAUGCCCAGGGAUUCGUGGACGGCCGUAUCUUCCGCAGGGAGUCAGAUCGGCAGCAAUGGCGGAAACGCAACACGAAUGAGUAUGCAGGGAACGCCUUUGAACCAGAACCAGAGCCCACGGUUCUAA